AUGAUCUUCACCGCAUCUGAUGGCAAGCAGUUCGAGGAUCGAGCGGCAUGGCGGCUCUACGAGUUCGAGUUGACCUACACGUUCCGUAACAAGAAGGACGAGACGCUCAUGAAGCUGCCUGGGCAGAUCGAAGGACAACCUUUUGACGUCUCGGACCUGGAGGGAUGCACGGUCAUGCUGCUGGACCACAUUAACCAGGUGCAGAUCGACAACCUGGCAAAUUGCCGAGUUUUCGUCGGUCCAAGUUCGGAGUCCGUUUUCGUUCGAAACUGCAGUAAUUGCGUCUUUACUAUCGCGUGCAAGCAGCUUCGAACACGAGACUGCUCGGGCUGCUCAAUCUACCUAUACUCGCUGACAGACCCGAUCAUCGAGACGUCGCAGCAGAUGACAUUCGCUCCAUUCAACGGUGCUUACUGCGGCAUUGAGCGGAACUUUACGGACGCGCGGUUGGAACCAGCAAAUAACCACUGGUCGCAGCUCUACGACUUCAAUGACCCCAACAAGACAGGUGCCAACUGGCGCAUUCUCCGUGAGUUUUGCGUCGAGCAAGAGGAAGAAGUUGCGCCGUGGGUGAUUGACAUCGAACCGCAAGUCCCUGGCGCCACUGCGUCGUUGGGCGCAUGUGUGAAUCCGGUUGCGCGGGACUCUGGUUUUGUGAAGUACACCGACAGCUCUGCGUCGGCCUCUGGCGGCAUGCAGUCGUUUACGUUUAACACAUCCCAGAAGGAAGCAACCAAGGUGAUGCAGACCACUACGUCCGACACUUCCGUUGCAUCGUCGAUUCCUGCUGCAAUUGCAACUGCACCUGCACCGAUGACAUCUCAAGUUGUACCAGUCGCUCCCACGAGUGCAGCUCCAGCUCCGUCAGCCCCUGCCCAAGCGCCACCAGUACCUCCACCUGCUCCCGUUGAAGGUUCUCACGCUCUGAAGCAGGCUAUUGCUGCGUCGCCAGAGCACGUCGCACCUCCUUCCAUGGGAUCUCCAGUGCUACCUCCAGUCGAAGGAGCCGACUUGGCCACGAAAGGGUGCGUUACAGAUGCGCCUGUGGUGGACGUCGUCGUAGAGCAAGUCACCGAGAUGAUGGGGAUGAUGUAA
Molecule: messenger RNA, 1095 nt
Organism: Phytophthora infestans T30-4
Lineage: Eukaryota; Oomycota; Peronosporomycetes; Peronosporales; Peronosporaceae
Exons: 7
Coding region: 1-1095 (364 amino acids)
Biological process (GO): post-Golgi vesicle-mediated transport
Cellular component (GO): cilium; periciliary membrane compartment
Molecular function (GO): GTPase activator activity
Source: RefSeq, a predicted model, not a curated record